AUGGCCGACGUCAAAUCCCCAGAAAUCGAAAAGCGGCCCAUCGACGUCGACGAUGUCGAGGCCGACCUCAAGAAUGGCAGCAUCACCGAUCUGGACGAGGCCGAGAUCUUCCUCCAGCAACACGGCAUUGCCCAUUCGCGACUCGAGGAACUCAUGGCCGACGAGACAGCCCUCAAGAAACUCCGCCGCAAAGUCGACUGGUCCUUGAUGCCUCUGCUGUGCGGCACCUACCUCCUCCAGUACGUCGACAAGCAAGCUCUCGGAUACUCGGCCGUCUUCGACCUCUUCGACUCGACCGGCAUGACCAGCGACCAGUACAGCUGGAUGGCCUCCAUCUUCUACUUUGCCUACCUCGUCGCCGAGUGGCCGGCUUCGUAUCUCGCCCAGACCUUGCCCACCGGCCGCGUCGUCAGCUGCUUCGUCCUCAGCUGGGGCACCAUCCUGGUCUGCACCGCUGCCGCCAAAGACUUUGCUGGUCUGGCCGUGUGCCGUUUCCUCCUGGGCACCUUUGAGGCCGUCAUCACCCCGGCCUUUAUGCUCAUCGUCUCGCAAUGGUUCCAGCGUGAGAAGCAGCCCGCUCGCGCCGGUCUCUUCUACUGCUUCAACGGUUUCGGUAGCAUGUUUGGCGGCAUCCUGUUCUACGGUGUCGGUCAGGCCAAGGGCUGGGACGUCUGGCGCAUCAUCUACGUCCUGUGCGGAGGCUUGACCAUCUGCUGGGGCGUCCUUCUGUUUUUCUUCCUGCCCAACAACAUCCUCGAUGCCAAGCGCUACACCGUCGAGGAGCGCGCCAUGCUGAUUGCUCAGAGCGCCGCCAACCGUACUGGUGUCUUCAACCGCAAGAUCAAGACUGCCCAGAUCAAAGAGGUGUUUUGCGACUCUCAGAUCUGGCUGCUGUUCUUCUUCACCCUGCUCAACGAAACCGUCAACGGCGGAAUUGCCAACUUUUCCAAGCUCAUCGUCAAGGGCUUCACCAAGGAUGCCCUUCUGACUACUGCUUACGGCAUCCCCUACGGCGCCUGCACUGCCAUGUUCAUGUUCACCGGACCUUACCUUGCCAGUCGCUUCAAGAACAUCCGCACCAUUGUCAUGGCCGUCUGGCUUCUGCCUACUCUUGUUGCCGUCUGCCUUUUCUGGAAGCUUGACCGAACCAACAAGGGUGGUCUCCUUGCCGGAUAUUACAUGUGUGCUUCCUUCAUCGGCUCUCUCAUUGUGGCCCUUCAGAUGCCUGCCUCCAACGUCGGCGGAUACACCAAGCGUACCACGGCCACUGCCUUUGUCUUCCUGGCCUACUGCAUCGGCAACAUCAUCGGCCCUCACGCGUUCCUAGGCUCUGAGGCGCCCAUCUACCAGACCGGCUGCAAGCUCAUCAUCGGCUGCACCGCGGGCCAGGCCGCCAUCGCCAUGAUUCUGCGCUACGUGCUCAUCCGCCGCAACAAGAUGCGUGAUGCUUUGGGACCCGUGGUUGAGGGGACGGACGAUGUGCUACAGGAUCUCACUGAUUUCGAGAACCCCAACUUUAGAUACGCAUACUGA
Molecule: messenger RNA, 1533 nt
Organism: Ilyonectria robusta
Lineage: Eukaryota; Fungi; Ascomycota; Sordariomycetes; Hypocreales; Nectriaceae
Product: major facilitator superfamily domain-containing protein
Exons: 2
Coding region: 1-1533 (510 amino acids)
Biological process (GO): transmembrane transport
Cellular component (GO): membrane
Molecular function (GO): transmembrane transporter activity
Source: RefSeq, a predicted model, not a curated record